AUGUGUGAGUGCUCGGCUCCCUGGGAAGGUUUAUAUAAUACAGUGAUUUGUCCAGCGGAUCUUACUAAUUGUGCCCAUAAAGGUCAUAAGACUCGUACCCAACACCAUGGCACAAAGAUCGAUGAAAAAGGUAAAGCCAAAAUCGAUAUUUUUACAAAUAACGUCCCUGACACCGCUGACAUGCCGCGUUCAAGGUGGCGCCGAAAGGCCCACAUCCCCGGCUUCGAGUUCCGGCAGGAGCGAUGUCACAUCAAUAUCGACGAAAGCACCCAUCCCAGCGACAGAUUUGUCCAUACAGAAAAUGCUAACGAAUUACAAACACCACUACAAGCAGAGCUUGGCAAAUUGGCUAAAGAUAUCGGAUCAGAUAUACAGGCACUAAGGGAGUGCACGGCACAAUUGGAGAACAAAGCAGAAAAAAAUCAUCUCUGCACAUAA
Molecule: messenger RNA, 438 nt
Organism: Pelobates cultripes (western spadefoot toad)
Lineage: Eukaryota; Metazoa; Chordata; Amphibia; Anura; Pelobatidae
Source: the annotation of a GenBank genome assembly